UUGCCUAUGCCCCCUUGUUCUGCCCCCUUUCCUCCCCCCUUCUAAAUUGGAGAUGUUCUCAGGACAGCGCCCAGGAGACUGGCUGGAAUCAGUUUUGGAGGGUGAUGCACCGCGACAGCUAAAAGUUGGAUAGGGUUUCAGCAGCUCCUAUAUAUAAAGCAGGGGGGACUUAUGUCACUGCACUAAUUAAAUUCCAACUGGGUUGUUCCUCGGGGUGUUUUCGAGCCUGCCACCCAACUCGAGCAGGCAGAGGGGCCGAGGGACAGCAUGAUGAUGGACCUUUUCGAAACUGGCUCCUAUUUCUUCUACUUGGACGGGGAGAAUGGAGCCCUGCAGCAGCUGGAGAUGGCGGAGGGUUCCCCGCUGUACCCAGGCAGCGACGGCACCUUGUCCCCGUGUCAGGACCAAAUGCCGCCGGAGGCCGGCAGCGACAGCGGCGGCGAGGAGCAUGUGCUGGCCCCCCCGGGCCUGCAGCCCCCUCACUGCCCCGGCCAGUGUUUGAUCUGGGCUUGUAAAACCUGCAAGAGAAAGUCGGCCCCCACGGACAGGCGGAAAGCGGCCACCCUGCGGGAGAGGAGGCGGCUGAAGAAGAUCAACGAAGCCUUCGAGGCGCUGAAAAGGCGGACUGUGGCCAACCCCAACCAGCGGCUGCCCAAGGUGGAGAUCCUGAGGAGCGCCAUCAGCUACAUCGAGAGGCUGCAGGACCUCCUGCACAGGCUGGAUCAGCAGGAGAAAAUGCAGGAGGUCGGGGGGGACGCCUUCAGCUUCAGCCCCAAGCAGGCAAAUGGCUCGGACUUCCUCGGCACCUGCGGCUCCGACUGGAGAAACCUCUCCGACCAUUCCCGGGCGCUGGGAGCCAGCCCCAGAGCAGGAGGCUCCGCCGUCGAGUCGUCGGCUUCCAGCAGCCUGCGCUGCCUCUCCUCCAUAGUGGACAGUAUUUCCUCCGACGAGCCCAAGCUGCCCGGCGUGGAGGAAGCGGUGGAGAAAUGAGGCAGGGCCCGCGGGGCUCGGGCCGAGGUACCGCCGCCCGCCCAGCCUGACGGAGCGGCCCUCGGCGACCCGAGCCCGAAGGACUCCUUCUGACCCCCACCCCCAUUUCACCCCGAGUUUUGUUUUCUUUACGCCUCGUCGCAUAGACCAGCCUCCCCCCCAGUUUUUCCGUUUUUAAUUUAAGAGACUUACUCGCGUGCCGGUGAUCCGCUUUGCCCGAGGCUCACCGAAACGUCCAUUCCUGUCUGAGUGGAGCUGCCGGCUGCCUUCCGUGUUAGUGGCGUUCAGAGAGGUCCCGCCUCGUUGCGUUUCUGUAAAUACUUUUAGUACUGUCUUUUCUUUUGUAAACACGGAAAAAAAAAAAAAAAAGAAAAAAGAAAAAAAAAAAAAAAAGAGAAUAUAUAUAUAUUUAAAUGGUGGGAUGUGAUAUUGUAUAUAAGGACGGACGGAUUUCCCGGGUUGUAAAAUAAAGCCCUUUGUGUUA
This is a messenger RNA of Cygnus olor (mute swan), 1474 nucleotides long. It is a transcript of the gene MYF6, whose product is annotated as myogenic factor 6. Lineage: Eukaryota; Metazoa; Chordata; Aves; Anseriformes; Anatidae. The coding region runs from base 268 to 990 and encodes 240 amino acids. The transcript has 3 exons. Gene Ontology annotation, molecular function: protein dimerization activity; DNA-binding transcription factor activity, RNA polymerase II-specific; RNA polymerase II cis-regulatory region sequence-specific DNA binding. The record is from RefSeq and is a predicted model, not a curated record. Gene Ontology annotation, biological process: positive regulation of myoblast differentiation; muscle organ development; regulation of transcription by RNA polymerase II.